Molecule: messenger RNA, 1698 nt
Organism: Sorex fumeus (smoky shrew)
Lineage: Eukaryota; Metazoa; Chordata; Mammalia; Eulipotyphla; Soricidae
Gene: PP2D1
Product: protein phosphatase 2C like domain containing 1
Exons: 2
Coding region: 1-1698 (565 amino acids)
Biological process (GO): protein dephosphorylation
Molecular function (GO): protein serine/threonine phosphatase activity
Source: RefSeq, a predicted model, not a curated record
AUGGAUGAGCAAGGGAUCACAGUUCCCUGUUCUAUCUGCAAAAAUGAACUUACUCUCCCUGAAUUUUUUCUUCAUCGGAAGCAACAUGUAGCUCUGUAUACAUUGGGUUUUGAAUGGAGCGAAAGAAAUAACCUAGAACCUGUGGUGGUUGCUGAUCAUAGACAGGAUAUAAUUACUAAACUACUAGCAGUUGAGAAACUCAAUGAAAAAACCCUCAAGAACAUUAAUAAUGCUUUUGAGCUACUCUGGGAGAAACAAUUAAGAAGCAACUGUAUGAUUACUGAUUAUAUUCAGAGGAGUGCUACGCAAUUAAAAAAUGUGUGCCAUCUACUGGUUAAAGGAGUGGCCGUUUGUAAUGACAGGAAUACGACAUGGAAAGCUAGCAUGAAUGACAGAUUCACCAUAGUGAAUGAAUUUGGCCGUAAACCAGAUGUGUGUUUUUUGGGUUUGUUUGAUGGACACCACGGUGCCACAGCAGCAGACUUGACAGCAAUGGAACUCCACAUUUUACUUCUUCAUCAACUUGCCCAAUUUGAUCCUUCUUACCAAAUGACCCUGGAAGAACAAGCGGUGAUCAAUUCCUUUUGCACGGUGUUUAAAAAAGAAUACACAUGCAUAGAAGAACUCUUCUCUACAAAGGAAAGGACAGAAAAGAGGUGUCGGUACACAAGAAUACACAAUGCCUUUGCUAAAGCAUUUUUGAGAAUGGAUAGGCUUUUACGUCUUGGAAGGAAAGAAGACUCCAAGGUCCGGUGGAGUGGCUGUUCUGCUGUUGCCUGUGUACUAGAAGGAAAUAUUAAACAUCCCAGUGUUACCCUGACUUUGAGAGGAAAUGACGGUGAAGACAUGAUGGCAGAGAACUUCCCUUUUGGGAAGAUGCCUCAAGUAGUUUCUGGAGUGCUACAUGUUGCAAAUACUGGUAAUGUUGAAGCAGUCUUAUGUAGAAAUGGAAAAGGCUUUUGCCUAACCAAAGAACAUACUACACGAAAUAUCAACGAACGCAGAAGAGUUCUUCAGAAGGGAGCUGUAAUUAGUUCAAAUGAACCAUAUGGGCUCAUAGAAGGACAAGAAAAAUCAACACGGGGACUUGGAUUUCAUGGAAAUCCCAAACUGAAAAACGUCAUUAUUCCAGCACCUCAAACUAUCUCUGUCCCAAUAGAUGACUUAUGUCAAUUCCUUAUUUUAGCUACUAAUGGACUUUGGGAAGUUUUAGAUAAAAAGGAGGUUACUGCACUGGCGAUAACAAUAUUUCAAGCAUAUAAAAAAACCUACUCUUCAACCCAAAGGGUACAAAGCAAAGAAUUUUUGUUUUCCCAAAAAAAUGAACCUUACAAAUCAAAAAGUAAUAGCAACAUACUGAAUCAGUCUACACCUGACUCUGAAAGGAUAAUAUCAACUAUAAAUCCAGGAGUUACUUUAUCUGAUUCAAAAUUACCUCAAAGUAUAAUCAGUAACCCUGAAAAUACAGGCCCUCUUCUAUCAGAAAUGACUGAUUCUGAAAAUGAGACUUACCAACAUUCUGCACCAGAAGAUUCAAAUGGAAAACAAAAAGAAUCAUGUUCUCAAAAUUUCUACGAAAGAGCAGCUGAAUAUCUCAGUCAUGAACUUGUGAAUGCAGCUUUAGCAGCAGGGUCAAAAGACAACAUUACAAUUAUGGUAAUACUUUUCAGUGGACUGGAGUAUCAAAUUAAUCUAUGA